AUGGAGGGCCUCAUAUCUGAGCUGAGAGAGUCGCUGAAGGAAGUGCAGGCCCUGUUUGAGAGGUAUGGAGACGAGAUGAGGGGUAAGGGUUGGGAUAUGGGUGUUGCUGCCUUGGAGACACAGGCCGGGGUGCGGUUGCAGAUUGAUUGA
Messenger RNA from Pyrenophora tritici-repentis Pt-1C-BFP, 150 nucleotides. The record is from RefSeq and is a predicted model, not a curated record. Lineage: Eukaryota; Fungi; Ascomycota; Dothideomycetes; Pleosporales; Pleosporaceae.